Phytophthora infestans T30-4 is the source of this 1625-nucleotide messenger RNA. RefSeq names its product U4/U6 small nuclear ribonucleoprotein Prp31. Bases 36 to 1625 code for a protein of 529 amino acids. Gene Ontology annotation, biological process: mRNA splicing, via spliceosome; spliceosomal tri-snRNP complex assembly. NCBI's taxonomy places the organism in Eukaryota, Oomycota, Peronosporomycetes, Peronosporales, Peronosporaceae. The record is from RefSeq and is a predicted model, not a curated record. The transcript has a single exon. Gene Ontology annotation, cellular component: precatalytic spliceosome; U4 snRNP; U4/U6 x U5 tri-snRNP complex.
GAAAAACAAUAAUUUCCAUUUAGAAUUCGCAAAGCAUGUCUUCGCUUGCGGACUCGUUCCUGGAGGACCUAGACGAACUCAGCGGAAGCAGUGACGAAGAGGAAACGUCAACGAGCUCCUCCAACCCUGUAGAAUCUACCUCCUCCGUCAACGCCGAGAUAAAUAGUAUCGAUGGCGUCGACGAACAGAUGCCCCAAGUCACGCCAUCUCGACCAGCUAAGCGGAAGCGAGAGGGUGAAGACCAGGAAGAGGAAAAGACCGUAAAUCUGGCCGGUUCGCUGCGCUCCAGCGUGAAACAGCGCGGUGUAGCUGCCGUCGCGUCGCUUAAGCGCUCGUCCAAGUACCUAUCGCACGUCCAGAAGAUUCAGCGAUAUGUGGAUGUGGACGAUGCCUCUGCUAAUACCAAGCCCCAGCCACUGGAGGAAGGAAGUGCCGAGUAUGAACUGGUGGUGACGUCCAACGACUUGAUGGUUCAGAUCGAUGACGAGAUAGAGGCCGUACACCGUUUCAUCGCUGAUGUCUACGCUGCCAAGUUCCCGGAGCUCGACUCCCUCGUGCCUAACGCACUGGACUACGCUCGCGUGGUCAAAGCUAUCGGCAAUGAGAUGGAUCUGACACUCGUGGAAGAGCUGCCCAAACUGCUUCCUAGCUCAGCUGUUAUUGGAAUCUCCGUGACGGGUUCCGGUACUAGUGGCAAACCUUUGAGUCCUGAAGACUUGAACAUCUGCAUGGAAGCUUGCAACGAGUUGUUAUCGCUGAACAAGGACAAGAAUAUGAUUCUGCGUUUUGUGGAAAGCCGCAUGAAGUACUUGGCGCCUAACGUGUCACAGCUCGUAGGCACACGUAUCGCUGCGCAGCUUAUCGGACUUGCUGGCGGUGUGGCGCAACUUGCACGGAUCCCGUCGUGCAACUUGCAGGUCUUAGGACAAGAUAAGAAAGUCCUAAGUGGUUUUUCGUCUGCUGCGGCACUCAAGCAUACCGGCGUCCUAUUCUUUAGCGACCUGGUGCAGAGUGUGCCACCGUAUUUGCGUAUGAAGGCGUGCAGAGCUGUAGCAGGCAAGCUGGCGUUGAUGGCGCGCGUGGACAGUCAACCUCAUCAGAAUGACACGGAAGGGCUAGUUGGCGCUCGCUUUCGUACCGAGUUAGUGGGUAAGAUGGAAAAAUGGCAGGAACCCCAGAAGGCCAAGACGAAGAAGGCGCUGCCUAUUCCAGACGAGAAGCCGCGCCGCAAACGUGGUGGCAAGCGUUAUCGCAAGAUGAAAGAGCGGCUACAGAUGACGGAUGUGCGACGUGAAAUGAACCGGCAGUCAUUCGCUACGGCUGACGAAGAGUACGGAGAUAACGCAAUGGGAAUUACAUCUGGCCGUCUUGGUCAGGAAGGAUCCGGUAAUCUGCGUAUUAUGCGCAAGGAGCAGAAGCAGUCAAGCAAAAAGUUGCGCGCUGCCAACUUUGCUGCGUUCUCUGCUAAGCCACCGCUUUCUGGUUUAGCAUCAAGUCUUGCUUUUACGCCCGUGCAGGGCAUUGAGCUCAUGAACCCUGAAGCUGCGAAGGCUCGCGUCGCCGAAGCUAACAAGAAAUAUUUCUCUGCUGCUAGUGGCUUCGUCAGUGUCAUCAAGAAGCCUUGA